Messenger RNA from Serpula lacrymans var. lacrymans S7.9, 319 nucleotides. RefSeq lists its product as uncharacterized. The transcript has a single exon. The annotation marks the transcript as partial. The record is from RefSeq and is a predicted model, not a curated record. Lineage: Eukaryota; Fungi; Basidiomycota; Agaricomycetes; Boletales; Serpulaceae.
ACCUGGCAUUGCAGCAUGUCUCACGAAAGGACAGAUUGCGGCGACGAGAACGAACAGGACCUUGACCAAGUUGACGAUGGGUCUUCAAAGACUUUUACCAGCUGUUUCACGGACCCAUCAGAACAAAUCAACACACAAGAUAAACCUGCUCUCCCUUACAUCUCCUGGACAGAUUCUCAUAUACAUCAGUUGAUAGAAUGGCUAGAGAAGCAUCCGAGACACCGUCAGAUGCUUUUUUUGGACUCUAGGUCUGUAGUCAAGGAUGAAGGGAGGCCAGUCGUCAAGAACACCAAAAAAGUGAAGGAAUAUAUCCAUGAAC